AUGGCGGCCAACACUUUCGCAACGAAGCUAAGCAGAAACACAAACAGAAUCACAGUGAUCUUAGUCUACGCCUUCCUCGAAUGGCUUCUCAUGUUCUUCAUCUUCCUCAACUCUCUUUUCACUUGCUUCAUCGUCAAGUUCGCUUCUUUCUUCGGCCUCAAGCAAAUCUGCCUCCUCUGUCCGAAGCUAGAUCGUAUCUUCCACCAAAGCCCGGAAAACAGAUUCACUUACAGAGAGCUGUUAUGUCCAAGCCACGUGGCAGAGCUAGCAAGUCUCAGUUUUUGCAGAACGCACGGGAAGUUAUUAUCAGAGUCGGUGACUUUAUGCUCGGAUUGUUCAGAUCGAGAGGAGAGAAGUAACAUUGGUUUAGGGUUUUGCUCUUGUUGCGAGAAGAGUUUGGGAGAAAGACAGUAUCCUAGUUACUUGCUUAUCAAGUCAUCUGUUUGGGGGAAGACUCUUGUGGACAGAGAGAACAGAGGAUUGAUCUUGGAGAUGAUUGAUGAUGAUAAGAUUGGAGAUGGGUUUGAGAUAGGGAGAGAAUCUGAUAGUUUCUUCAGGGAGAAAGCACAAGAAGAAGAAGGGAAGAGAGGAGAGCAGCAGCAGCAGAAUGGUGAAGUGAUCUCAGAUGUAGAUAGCUAUGGUUUGAGCUUAAGAGAAGUGUCUGAGGAGGAUGGGUUAAGAUCUGUCCAUAGUAAUCAUUUUCUUGGGAAUGAAGAUGAGAUCCAUGAAGCUGAUCCAAGAGCUUUAGAGGAUGAACAAAAGGAUGAUGGUACUACAGGGUGUGUGGAAGAAAAAGAAGAAGAAACAGAAAGAGCAGUCUUGUUGGCUGAUCAGCAUGGGAACAAGAAUGAAGCUUUUGUCAGUGAAGAUCUAUCUGUUGGAGUUGAUCCUAUUCUAACAGGUAGCCAAAAUGAAGAAGAAGAAGAAGAAGAGAAGACUAAAGAGUUUCCGGAAACUCCUACUUCAGGGAGUAGUUUACUACACAAGAAACUUUCUUUUCUGUCCAAAAAUGAUUAUGCAGCUGCCGAAGAUGCAAGAGAUGUAAGCAUAGCAGUGAGUGAGGUGGACGGUGAAGACCCUAUAAGAACAAUAGAACGUCUGAGAGAGACAGUGAGAUCAGAACAAGAAGCACUAAGAGGCUUAUACGCAGAGCUGGAAGAAGAAAGAAGCGCGUCAGCAAUAGCAGCUAACCAAACUAUGGCGAUGAUCACAAGACUCCAAGAAGAGAAAGCCAAAGUUCAGAUGGAGGCGUUGCAGUACCAGAGAAUGAUGGAGGAACAAGCCGAGUAUGAUCAAGAAGCCUUGCAACUUCUAAAUCAUCUGAUGGUUAAAAGAGAGAAAGAGAAGGAAGAGCUUCAGAGAGAGCUUGAUGUUGUUAGAGCUAAGGUUUUGCAGUAUGAGAAGAACAAAACCAAAUGCGAGGCUUCUGAUGAUGAUGAUGAUAGAGAGGAGGAGGAGAAUGUGGAUUUGGAGAAGAUAACAUUGGAUUGUGUGAAGUCUAUGGGGAUGCUUGAUGAGUCUUUAUCAGAGUUUGAGGAAGAGAGGUUAGUGAUUUUGGAUCAGCUUAAGGUGUUAGAGGACAGGCUAUUGACAAUGCAAGACAAAGAAUCUGCAGGAGAGUUCAGCAAUAGUUAUGAAGGAGAGAGUUAUGAACAUGAAGGAGUAACAAUGGCAUCGAUGGCUAAGAGUCUGCUUCCUCUUCUUGACGCUGCAGAGAAUGAAUCAGAAGAUGAGUAUCAAGAACAAGAGGAAUCAGUUGAAAAGAGUGUUGGUUGUGAAAGCGAGAAGCUAGAGAUCAUCAAGCAAGUUGAUAGUGUCUAUGAGAGGUUACAGGUGCUGGAAACAGAUGGAGAGUUUAUGAAAAGUUGUAUGAGUUCGGCUAAGAAAGGUGACAAAGGAACUGAUCUUCUUCAAGAUAUAUUGCAGCAUCUUCGUGAUCUCAGAAACAUUGAACUCACUGACACAGUUGAAAACCAGAUGACGCAUGAGGAAUGA
Molecule: messenger RNA, 1995 nt
Organism: Eruca vesicaria subsp. sativa (arugula)
Lineage: Eukaryota; Viridiplantae; Streptophyta; Magnoliopsida; Brassicales; Brassicaceae
Source: the annotation of a GenBank genome assembly